Zychaea mexicana is the source of this 1290-nucleotide messenger RNA. RefSeq lists its product as uncharacterized. The record is from RefSeq and is a predicted model, not a curated record. Bases 72 to 1100 code for a protein of 342 amino acids. The transcript is spliced from 5 exons. NCBI's taxonomy places the organism in Eukaryota, Fungi, Mucoromycota, Mucoromycetes, Mucorales, Lichtheimiaceae.
UCUUUUUUCCCUUUCCUCUGUUUUUUUUCUCAUCAACCGUCUAUCAAGUACCUGCAUAAUUAUAAAUUGAGAUGGACUUCACACAUGGAUACGAAGAUUUCGCCACACGGUACUAUUGGACUCGGUUAUUGUCGCCGCUCAAGUGCUGUGGUUGCUUCAGUAAUCGUUUUGGAAGCGGGGUCGCGUGCUUAACAUGGGCGGGAUUCAGCUUUUACUUUGCCAUCCUUGCAUUCAUGCAAAAAAGCCCAUUCUAUUCACAUCUACAUGAGGUACCAUUGAUCAUAUUUGGUGUUGUGAAUCUUAUCUUCGGAUGUAUCUCUAUUGCUGGCUUUGUGGUCGUCUAUUUCCGGCCUAUAUAUGUGAGAGUUCAAAUCAUGGUCUAUGUGAUUGCUGCCGGUGCCAGCCUGGUGCUUAUAUCGAUGCUAGUUAACUACAUAUUAUUCGUCGUUAACCGAGGUGCUUUUGAAACAUGGUGCAUCGACCACUCCCGCUCGGUUGCCCAAGACGACAUCCGAAGCCAAACUGGAGGCAACACGACCAUUACAAUCGGGUCAGAAAUGGACUACUACAACUGUGAUCGUCUGUUCGCCAAUCAAGUCAAAUGGUCACUUUUAUGUGUUGUCGCCAUGUAUAUCAUCUAUGUUCAUUGGAUGCUGGUAUUUGCAGUAUUUGCAGGCACAUCUUUCUUCCUUAUUCCCCCGCGUGCUGCUCCUAUACCGCCUCCUGUCGUGCCGCCACUCUCUGAAAUCGGUGAGCCAAUGCCACCGCCACCACCUACAACGAUCAUGCCGCCCACUGGAUUCUCCAACUUACCGCCAUCAUCCUCGGAAAAGAAACAAAACACGACAUAUUACACUCUGAAACCUGCCAAAAAGAGUAUUACUGCUACGUUGAAAAAGAAACGCGUCGACCCAAACUUGCUGUCGGUUCUGGGGCUCAAAGUUAAUGAAUCCGGCCAUGUGAUUCAUAUAGCAGACGACGACAGCCUACCACGAUAUAGUACGGAUCAUUACAACUACAGCAGUAGCAGAAACAAGCGUUGGCCGUCAUCUUCAAGCAAGACAUUUGUGCCUUCAUCUAAUGAGGAAGAUCUGCGUUAAAUUAACCUUCAUCCUCGCUCUGAUAUACCCCUCCACCGUAUCGACCCGCACUCUUUUAUCCUCUUUUUUCUUGUAAAUCAUACUGUACUUUUGUUUUUUAAACUUUUGCUUUUUCCUAGAUUUAACUGAUUAAGUUCGCUUAUCGGCUUUUUUUUUAUCAAAACGAGAUAUACGAGUAAUCUUUGAGCCG